AUGAGCCAUAGACAAGUGUCUGGAAAUGGAACCGGAAACACCUCAUCAAUUUCCUCAGAUGAUGAAACACUCAGUUCAUCAAGUCAGAAAAAAAUCCCGCCGAUUAAAGCCCCCGUAGGUCUUGCUCCUCCACCUGAUAUAAAGAAUGUAAAAGCAAAAGUAGAUACUCUCGCCAAUAUUAAGCAUAAACCUGGUGGUGGUGAUAAAAAGAUAUUUCAAGAAACUCCAAGAUAUGAAUAUCUUCAUCUAAGAAAUCACUCAAAAGACAAAUCCUCAACUACAGUACCAUCAGGAACUGAAAAGCGAUUUUCAAGCCCGAAGUUGCCAACAAGAUUAAAAGAAGUUAAAUCAAAAGUUGGAUCUUUGGCCAAUAUAGGUCAUCAACCAGGCGGCGGUAAGAUAAAAAUAUUCUCCGAGAAACUUAAUUUUCGAGAAAAUGCUGAGGCUAAAGUUGGAUCUCUCGACAAUGCUGAUCAUGUUCCUGGUGGUGGAAAUGUAGAAAUAAUUGACGAGAAAUAUUAUUACAGUAAAAAAACUGAUCAAUAA
Messenger RNA from Parasteatoda tepidariorum (common house spider), 546 nucleotides. RefSeq names its product microtubule-associated protein tau-like. The record is from RefSeq and is a predicted model, not a curated record. Lineage: Eukaryota; Metazoa; Arthropoda; Arachnida; Araneae; Theridiidae.